This is a messenger RNA of Truncatella angustata, 468 nucleotides long. Its product is annotated as GMC oxidoreductase-domain-containing protein. The record is from RefSeq and is a predicted model, not a curated record. Gene Ontology annotation, molecular function: flavin adenine dinucleotide binding; oxidoreductase activity, acting on CH-OH group of donors. NCBI's taxonomy places the organism in Eukaryota, Fungi, Ascomycota, Sordariomycetes, Amphisphaeriales, Sporocadaceae. The coding region runs from base 10 to 294 and encodes 94 amino acids. The transcript is spliced from 2 exons. Gene Ontology annotation, biological process: secondary metabolite biosynthetic process.
GCUCUAGUGAUGGGUUUGCGGUGGAACCGAAAUCUCGUUCGGACCUUAGCUAUGAGGAUCCUAGAGAAUCUGGUCAAAAGUAUGGUCAAUACUAGUUUCCAUCCUUGCGGCACAGCAGCCAUGCUGCCUCGCGAGUACGGUGGGGUUGUCGACGUUGAUCUGAAGUUGUACGGGGUUCGAAACCUUCGCGUUAUUGAUUCAAGCAUCAUUCCACUCAUAGCUAAUGCAGAUCUGCAGUCUAUAGUGUAUGCUUUGGCUGAAAAGGUUGAUCAUUCCUCCUUAUCGUGUUCUUGAUAAGUCAAGAUUGAUUGCUCAGGUCUCUCGCUAAUCUGAUUCAAAGGGUGCUGACAUGAUAAAGUCUCAGAAUAACAAGGCAAGAUCGGGGUCAUAAUUAGGCGAAUGCUAAUGGUAUGAUGGGCAUUACAAACAUGAAGAACACACAGGACCGUUUAUACUUACGAAGAAAAG